AUGGCGGCCAUGAAGCCCAGGUUAAAAGUGCUGAAAAAGCGUCGCUCCAGUCUUUUUGCGACAAUAAAACGGGAGAUGAGUUUUUCGCACAGCAUUGAAGAACAGGAGGGUGAGUUCCCCUUUUCCCAGGACAGCUCUGUGAAAGCAUGGACAUCCAUGGACAACCUUGACACACCCGAUGACAAAAAGAAGGCAAAGAAAACCCCAAACAAAGACCUACCAAACCCGAGGCAAUCAAAUAUUGUCAACCUGAACAUUGGAGGAAAGGUGUUUCACAUCCCGAAGCAUCUGGUCCUCAGACACCCUAAAACAAGGAUUGGAGUCCUUGCGCUCUGUAACGAUCCGGUCAAGCGCCUGACACUCUGUGAUGAUUACAACGUUCAGAACAACGAGUUCUUUUUCGACAGGGACCCCAUGUUUUUUCACUACAUCUUCCACUUUUAUUGCAGUAAUGUCCUGUGGGUGAUGGACAGUCUCUGCUCUGUGAACUUUGAGGAAGAGAUGUCAUUCUGGGGGCUGAAACUGAAGGACACUCCAAGGUGCUGCCGUAUUCUGUUUGAGGAGAAAGUUGAUGACAUCAGAGAUCAGUUGAAGGUCAACCAGGAGCUGAUCGAGGAGAUUAAACCUCACCAAGAUGAUGAGGGAUAUAAAACCAUGUUUCUUGGGGGGCUUCGGAAGAUUCUCUGGGACUUGAUGGAGAACCCUUACUCUUCACUGUCGGCCAAAGCCUUUGCUGUGUUCUCCAGUCUCUUUGUGCUUAUCUCCAUCGUUGCUAUGACUAUGAACACGGUGAAAGAACUCAGGGAUUACAAACUUGCUGGCAGAACCUACAUGGAGUGGAUAGAGAUUGCUUCCAUCCUUUUCUUCACCUUGGAGUACUUUUUGCGGUUACUCACCACAUCCAACAUCAAACAUUUUGUAAAAAGUGCCCUGAACUUUGUCGAUGUGGUGGCUGUCAUGCCCUACUUUGUCCAGCUCGUUUUUGAGGCAUUUGUUUUAGAUUCGGAGGAUGUCAGUCAAAAGGAGGAUUUGAAGACCAUGGCUAGAGUCAGUAAAGUCAGCAAAGUUCUCAAGGUUGUCAAGCUGAUGCGUAUCUUCAGAAUCCUGAAGCUUGCCCGGCACUCCACAGGCAUGAGGGCGUUUGGUUUCACCAUCCGACAAUGCUCUGAGCAGGUGUGCUGCCUAUUUCUGUUUAUUGCCAUGGGCAUCUUUACCUUCUCUGCGCUGAUGCACUCUGUGGAGGUGGAUCAGCCCGGGACACCGUUCAGCAGCAUACCAGAUGCCUGGUGGUGGGCUGCGGUGAGCAUCUCUACUGUGGGCUAUGGAGACGUUGUCCCCAUCUCCUAUCUUGGUCGCUGCGUGGCAUUUGGCUGCAUCUCUUUUGGCAUCAUCCUCAACGGGAUGCCCAUCUCCAUCCUGUUCAACAAGUUCUCCGACUACUACGCCAAACUCAAGGAGCAGGAGUACAGCGUUUCAAACACAGAGCGCUCCUUCCAGCUCCAAAAACGUCUGAGGCGCAAGUUUGAGCACUGCUUCGAACCCCCACUGGAGGAGUCUGAUGAUGAAACUCACUGGAGGCCCAGCUGGAGGGAAACUAUCCACGAGAGCGAGGAUUGAGCAAAGCUGCCAACUUGCGAUCUUUCUAACCCCAAACAGCCUUAUCACCCAUGGGUCUGCGAAGUUUAAGACCCCAUCUGCCUCCAGUUCUGAGCCUGUGUGAUGUAAUACAAACAAUCCAAAGGGGCAAAUGGAGGCAGCAGCAAGUUGAGAUAAGCUUUAAGCCUCAGCUUUACAGCAGGUAUUGUUUGCACGCUAUGGACCACGACUCCUCGGUCAAACAGACAAGAUCCUUCCAGUAGACUUCCUCACCUCUUUCUAUUUAAUAUGACUUAACUGAAGUACACUUUUGACACAAGGAGAAGUAUUAGUAAUAUGAAAGUAAGAAUGACGCUUUAAACAAUUGUUUCUGUUGUAAGUGCUAUUGAAGAACCAACUCGGACACCUUUAUGGUCAACUCUGCACAAAAAAAUGUCUUCUGUAAAACGGUUGGCCUAUACCAAAACGUCAAAACAUUAAAAAGACCUGUUAUCACCGUCUUCCUAUUUUCAAGGCUCAGAAAAUCGAAAGAAAAAAGCAAUGAAAACCCCUCAGAUCUGUGUGCAACUGAGAACAUCAGUGCAAGCUUGCCUAGCUGUCAUCAGAGUGGUAUUCCUGUCAAAAACCCUCUCCAGACACUCAGCAGGCUCUUGACUGUACCUAAGUAGGAGGAGAUGCAGCUGGGAUGUGUCGGAGGAGAUCAAGCGUAUGAGUGUAAUUUUGCUGUCAAGGAUUAACAGGACUUGCGCUUGCGCCUCCCGCCUGGUCAGACAAGGGCAGAAGUCAAUCAUGUCAGGUGCUAUUUUGGUGGCACAGGGGAUCAGGAUUGCACUAUCAGGUCUUGCUUAAGUUCUUACAAACUACUUCUAUGGAUGAUAUUGGAAAAAAUUGAGACUGAUAUUCUAUUGAAUCCUUAUAAGCAAACUAGAGAAAGGCCAUUAUGAUGUUUACAAGUCAUGCAAGGUGAACUGUGCUUAUAAUAGCCAUCAGACAUGUCCGUAUUUAGCAUCGUCGCUGCAGGGGUUGUGAAGAUCUCCCAUGUUCUUGGCCUGUAGAUGUCAGGAUCAAGCACUUCCUGUAGUCAAACUGUCCUUGGACUGUGUUGCUGCAUUUAGCUCUUUCUCUAAUACCAUUAAACCAAUUCCUGUUCAGAGCCACAACUCUCCGAAAACUGAAGAGUUAUCAUUAGACAAUGUUUAAUCCACUCCCAGACUCACAGCUUAUAUACAUGAAAAGUGUAAAAAUGUAUGCAUGUGAUAAAAAAAAGUGCAUUGGUAAAAAAGUGACAAAGAAGAACCUUUCCUAGAAUGAUUCAGUGUUAUUUUUCUCAUUUUCAAAGACAAAGCUCAUCUGUUACUUUGUGGCUGUGAAGAAAGAUGUGUGUGUGUGCAAAACCUGUAAGACUUAUUCUUCUGUUUUGUGUUGGAAAACAAACUAUUAAACACAAAAUGAAAAUAGUGUAAACCCAAGUUGUUAAAGAUUAACACAUGUAUCAUUGAGGUUUCUCACAUGAUUAAAGAUAUCUGUAUCUCACGGCUUUCUUGUAUUUUCAUAAUAAUCCACACUUUCUUAA
Molecule: messenger RNA, 3169 nt
Organism: Notolabrus celidotus (New Zealand spotty)
Lineage: Eukaryota; Metazoa; Chordata; Actinopteri; Labriformes; Labridae
Product: potassium voltage-gated channel subfamily V member 2
Exons: 4
Coding region: 1-1617 (538 amino acids)
Biological process (GO): protein homooligomerization; potassium ion transmembrane transport
Cellular component (GO): voltage-gated potassium channel complex; membrane
Molecular function (GO): delayed rectifier potassium channel activity
Source: RefSeq, a predicted model, not a curated record